AUGACGAAGGAGGCUUCAUUAAAGGAUUUCAGCAGAAACGAGGCAGAAUUCGUGCAGAGACUCACGGAAGGACAGGUCAGCAACUCCGAGAUCCUGAGAAUAUGCGAGCAGGCAAUGGACGUAUUUGCAUCUGAGCCACUUCUCCUGGAACUGUCGUCAGAUAUCACCGUAGUUGGGGAUAUCCACGGGCAGUUCUUCGACCUCUUGAAGAUCCUUGCAGUAGCUCCCUCUGAGCAGUACCUUUUCCUGGGGGAUUUCGUCGAUAGAGGAGCAAAUUCCAUGGAGACGAUCGUCCUUCUCCUCUACAUGAAGGGGAAGUACCCCGAGAAAGUCUGGAUACUCCGGGGGAAUCACGAGUCGAUGAAAACCUCUUCAAACUACGGGUUUAUGGACGAGUGCGUGAGGAUGCACAGGUCGAAGCUUCUCUGGUACAAGAUAUGCCAAGUUUUUGAGUUUAUGCCGAUCUGCGGGAUCAUCGACCGGAAGAUAUUCGCAGUGCACGCAGGAAUUAGCCCGGAGUUGCGGCUGGAGGAGCUGAACGAAAUAGUCCGGGUGGGGGAUGUCCCGAAUAAGGGAGUCCUGGCGGAUCUCCUGUGGAGUGACCCGAAGGAGGAGACGGAUGGAUUCUCCCCGAGCAGCAGAGGAGUCGGGUACUACUUCGGGGAGAGUGAAGUCAACAAAUUCCUCGAGAGUGCGCGCCUGGAGAAGAUCAUACGGUCUCACCAGCUCGUGGAGGACGGGUGGAAGGAGGAGUUUGACGGGAAAGUGAUCACGAUUUGGAGUGCUCCGAACUACUGCUAUAGAUGCAUGAACAAGGCAGCAGUUGCAAAGAUCACGAAAGAGGGCGUGGAGUACUGCGAGGUUCCCGUCUCAGAGCAGCAGAGGAGGGAGACAAAGCCUCUGCAGUACUUCCUGUAG
Messenger RNA from Nematocida major, 918 nucleotides. RefSeq lists its product as uncharacterized. The record is from RefSeq and is a predicted model, not a curated record. The coding region runs from base 1 to 918 and encodes 305 amino acids. Lineage: Eukaryota; Fungi; Microsporidia. Gene Ontology annotation, molecular function: protein serine/threonine phosphatase activity. Gene Ontology annotation, cellular component: cytoplasm; nucleus. The transcript has a single exon.